CGAUAACAGGUCAGUAUAAAUUCACGCGUCGAGCUAUCGAUAUCGAUUGCUGCCAAAAGUUGAAAAUUGCCCAAAGUGAUAAAUAAAACACAAAAAUAAGCACUUUGCUUUGUGAAUCGCGCAUCGUGGACUUCGGAGACGAAUGGCCAGCCGUGGGGGCGGCGCCGCUGUGCUUCACGCGACGGUGACAACCAGUUCGCUAACGGUGGAGACGAUCACCAGUGUGCUGACCACGAUCCACUCGAACAGCAUCAACAUCGCGAACAACAACAACAGCGCAGCGGUACCGGGGGCGGAUGCAUCGAUCGGUGAUGCCGUCGGGGGCGUGGCAGCCGCCCAGACGGACGCCAGCAAGCCCAUCUACCCGCGCCUGUUCAACCGUAUCGUGCUGACGCUGGAGAACAGUCUGAUCCCGGAGGUCAAGAUCGACGUGACGCCCUCCAGCCAGGACGGGCUGGACCACGAGACCGAGAAGGACCUCCGCAUUCUGGGCUGUGAGCUCAUUCAGACGGCGGGCAUCCUACUGCGCCUGCCGCAGGUGGCCAUGGCCACCGGCCAGGUGCUCUUCCAGCGCUUCUUCUAUUCAAAGAGCUUCGUGCGGCACAACAUGGAGACGGUGGCCAUGAGCUGUGUUUGCUUGGCCUCAAAGAUUGAAGAGGCGCCACGGCGCAUCCGAGACGUGAUCAAUGUGUUUCACCACAUCAAGCAAGUGCGUGCUCAAAAGGAGAUCUCGCCCAUGGUGCUAGAUCCGUACUACACGAACCUCAAGAUGCAAGUGAUCAAGGCCGAGCGACGCGUCCUCAAGGAACUGGGCUUCUGCGUGCACGUGAAGCACCCGCACAAGCUGAUUGUGAUGUACCUGCAGGUGCUGCAGUACGAGAAGCACGAGAAGCUGAUGCAGCUCUCCUGGAACUUCAUGAACGACUCACUGCGGACUGACGUGUUCAUGCGCUACACCCCGGAGGCGAUUGCCUGCGCCUGCAUCUACCUGAGUGCCCGCAAGCUCAACAUACCGCUGCCCAGCAGUCCGCCGUGGUUCGGCAUUUUCCGCGUGCCGAUGGCCGACAUCACAGACAUCUGCUACCGGGUGAUGGAGCUGUACACGCGUCCAAAGCCGGUGGUGGAAAAGCUGGAGGCCGCCGUGGACGAGCUGAAGAAGCGGUACAUCGACGCGCGCAACAAGACGAAGGAGGCGAACACCCCGCCGGCAGUCAUCACUGUAGAUCGCAACAACGGCUCCCACAAUGCGUGGGGCGGCUUCAUCCAGCGGGCGAUUCCACUGCCCUUGCCCUCGGAUAAGUCGCCGGAGAAGGACUCGCGGUCGCGCUCGCGCUCCAGAACACGCACACAGUCGCGAACGCCGCGCUCCCGCUCGCCGAGGUCCAGGUCCCCGAGUCGCGAGCGCACCAAGAAGUCCCACCGCAGCCGAUCUUCCCGCUCGCGCUCCCGGUCGCCGCCGAAGCACAAGAAGAAGUCGCGCCACUACUCGAGGUCGCCCACGCGCUCCAGCUCGCCGCACAGCAAGCACAGGAAAACGAAAUCUUCGCGCGACCGCUCGGAGUACUACUCCAAGAAGGACCGGUCCGGAAACGCCGGCAGCAGCAACAAUGUGAGUGAUGGCGACAAGUACCGCAACUCCGGCUCGAAUUCGGGCAAGCACAGUCGCUACUCUUCUUCUUCGUCGCAUCGCAACAGCGGUGGUGGCGGCGGGGGCGGCGAGGGAAGGACCGGAGGAGGAAACGGGAGCCACGGCAGCCGAGGUGGCCACAAGCAUCGGGAUGGCGACCGCUCUAGGGAUCGCAAGCGCUAGGGAUUGACAAGCAAGCAAACACUCCUCUUCAUUUAACUUUUUUGUAUUUUACAGAUUUACAGAUCAUUUCUACCGGUUAGUUCGAUUUAGUAUGUGUAAUGAGUAAUGUGAAAACGAACUCGGGUAAACAAUAAAUGUAACUCCUCCAUUA
This is a messenger RNA of Drosophila ficusphila, 1961 nucleotides long. RefSeq names its product cyclin-L1. Gene Ontology annotation, molecular function: cyclin-dependent protein serine/threonine kinase regulator activity. The record is from RefSeq and is a predicted model, not a curated record. Lineage: Eukaryota; Metazoa; Arthropoda; Insecta; Diptera; Drosophilidae. The transcript is spliced from 3 exons. Bases 143 to 1810 code for a protein of 555 amino acids. Gene Ontology annotation, cellular component: nucleus. Gene Ontology annotation, biological process: regulation of transcription by RNA polymerase II.